Ambispora leptoticha is the source of this 1158-nucleotide messenger RNA. NCBI's taxonomy places the organism in Eukaryota, Fungi, Glomeromycota, Glomeromycetes, Archaeosporales, Ambisporaceae. The record is from the annotation of a GenBank genome assembly.
AUGGAAACCGCUGAAGAAAUUCCUACUUUGGUCGACAUUGAACCUUUUGGUAGUGCACUAACUAGCAAUCAACAAGAAUUAAAACAAACGUUAACAACUGUAAAAGAUAAUAUUUCUUCUGUUCACGACGGCAAAGUUCCUGUUACCAUAAUAACUGGUAGUGGAAUUGAUAAAGCUCUAUCAGUUGGAAUGGAUGGGGAUUUGUUUGAAGAGUGGUUGGAGCUGCGUAAUGGGUGUCUAUGUUGCUCAAUCAAGGAUGUUGGAGUAAAAGCGAUUGAGAGUUUAAUGGAGAAAAAAGGAAAGUUCGAUUAUAUAUUGUUGGAGACUACUGGACUUGCCGAUCCAGGCCCUAUCGCAUCAAUGUUUUGGCUUGACGAUGAAAUAGACAGUGAUAUUUAUCUCGACGGAAUCGUUACAAUCGUAGAUGCAAAGUAUAUUGAAAAGUAUAUUCUCGAAAAAAAAGCCAAAGGAUCUAUAAAUGAAGCUGUAAGACAACUCGCUAUGGCUGAUAGGAUAAUCCUUAAUAAGAUUGAUUUGGUUUCCAAUGAUGAGCUUAAAGCCAUCGAGAAGAGGAUAAAAUCGAUAAAUGCGGCUGCAGAACUUUUGCGAACAGAGCGAUCAAGAGUUCCAAUAGAUUUUAUAUUGGAUAUACACGCUUUCGAUGAUAAAGUUAAUCCACUUACAGAGAUUACGUCUCAUUUUACUGAGAAAGACAUUCCAGAUGUAGAACGACAUCUUGAUGAGGACGUGCAAACGAUAUGCAUAGAAUUUCCCGUAAAAGCUCUCAAUAUUUCAAAAUUUGAACGAUGGAUACAGAAUUUAUUAUGGGAAAAAACCAUUCCAUUGUUGGUUUCUCAGAAUCCCGCGUCGUUAGAUCCUGCUACUACUUUUAACACUAUCAAUACAAAUUCUACUUCAGAAUCAGAAAUAGCAAUUUUACGACUUAAGGGUAUUCUAACACCUGAUGAUAAAGAGCUACCUCGUGUUAUUAUACAAGGGGUUCAAGAACUGUAUGAUUUGCACUACACGAGUAAAAAGGGUAGGACUGAUGAGGUUAAAGAGGAUAAUGUUAGAAUACAGGAUAAGUUAAUUAUUAUCGGCAGAAAUCUUGACUUUAAAAGAAUAAAGGAAUCAUUGUGGAAUUGGAUGGGUUGGUAA